CCUCGCCGGGUCCUCAGACGCUACCCCUGACCACGCCCAUCCGAUCCUUCCAUCUCAAUGUACUCCAAGCUGUCCCUUUCGUUGGGCCUUUUGGCCACUGCGGCGCUCGCGCUUGCCGACCCGACGGUGUAUUUGAUCCGUCACGGCGAAAAGCCCAGCAACGGCAGCACCGGCCUCAGCUCGGUCGGCUUUGAGCGCGCCGAGUGCCUGACGCAGGUCUUCGGCCCGGAUUCCGACUAUGACAUCGGAUAUAUUAUUGCCGAACAGCCCAAGUCCGAUGGCAAGCGGGACCGCCCCUAUGAGACCGUCCUCCCCCUCGCCGAGGAGCUGGGACUGACCGUCGACACGUCCUGCACCAAGACCGAUGCCAAGUGUGUCAAGAAAUUGGUCAAGAACUACACCGGCAGCGGUAACAUCUUGAUCUGCUGGGAGCACGGCGAGUUGACCAGCAUCGUCGAGAAGCUGGGAGACGAUAAUGCGCCCACCUACCCGUCGGACCGGUUCGAUCUGAUCUGGACGGAUCCGUCGCCCUACACCGACAUCACCGACAUCACCAGCGAGAACUGCCCGGGGCUGGACAGCUGAGGUAGCUGAGCAUGUAUGAGAUACGGCUCGACCUCGGGCACUGCCGAGGCAGGUACAUAUGGAUUUGACGUCGGGCGAAAUCGUGACAUAAAAAAAAGACCCACUGGGUUUGUACAUAGUACGUGAUUGAAUAGAAUUGCGAGCUGUUCAACUGC
Messenger RNA from Aspergillus ibericus CBS 121593, 740 nucleotides. RefSeq names its product putative phosphoglycerate mutase family protein. Gene Ontology annotation, molecular function: catalytic activity. The transcript is spliced from 3 exons. Lineage: Eukaryota; Fungi; Ascomycota; Eurotiomycetes; Eurotiales; Aspergillaceae. The record is from RefSeq and is a predicted model, not a curated record. The coding region runs from base 58 to 585 and encodes 175 amino acids.